UAUAGUGUGACAGCGUGUGGCCAGGGGCGGAGAAGGGUGUAGUGAGAGCAGCACAGGAAGUGGCCGCAACGCCUCCAAAAUACAAAACACGUAAGGCUCGGUGUGAUUGGAUGAUGCAGCUUUAGCCUCUUCAAUGGAAUCAACAGCCUGGCGAUAACUUGCCCAGUGAGGAGUUUGUAUGAACAGAAGCCGGCGGCAACAUGAGAGCGGCUCCUACUGCUGUGCUUACUGCACUGACUGCCCUUAGCGCCUAUUAUGUGUACUCUCCCUUGCCCAGCACCGUGUCAGAGCCGUGGAAGCUUAUGCUGCUGGAUGCCACCUUCAGAUGCGCCCAGGAUCUGAGCAAUUUGGCCCACUAUUUUGGCUUCAGCCAUCACUUGAGAGUCCUGAAUUUUGUUUCUGGCUAUUUUGACCAGUUGGAUCCUGUAUCUUCAGAGCAUUUAAAAGUCACAGAUACAGUGUUUGAUGGAGUAGAAGUCAGAAUCUUUGAACCUACAAAGGCUUUCGAUAAGAAUUUGAAAAAAAGCAUUGUAUAUAUCCAUGGUGGUGGCUGGGCCCUGGGAAGUGCAAGAAUGAGGUCCUAUGACAGCUUAUGUCGUAAAAUAUCUGAAGAUGUGAAUGCAGUAGUUGUUUCUAUUGAGUACAGACUGGUGCCAGAUGUUCAUUUUCCUGAGCAAUUAAAUGAUGCAGUGGCUGCCACCAAGUACUUUUUGCAUCCCGAAGUGCUCGCAGAAUAUUCUGUUGAUCCAUCGAGAAUUGCUGUGUCUGGAGACAGCGCUGGAGGGAACCUUGCGGCUGCAGUGUGUCAGCAGCUAGCCGGAGAUAGCAGUGUAACAACCAAAGUGAAACUCCAAGCCUUGAUCUACCCUGUGCUUCAGGUGUUGGAUUUCAACACUCCCUCUUAUCAACAAAACAUGGACAUGCCAAUUCUUUCUCGCUUUGUCAUGAUAAAGUUUUGGCUGGACUACCUGAAUGGUAGCCACAGUUUUGCACAUUCAAUGCUCGUAAACAAUCAUACAUCUGUUGACCUCAGUGAAACCGUAACCUUAAGGGAACUAUUGAACUGGAAUUCAUUAUUGCCUUCAUCUUUCAAAAAAAAUUACAAACCUGUUUUACAAAGCCAUGGCACCCAUAAAAUAAUCAGUGAGGUGCCUGCGUUACUUGACUUGCGGGCAUCUCCACUGAUUGCCAAGAAGGAAUCACUUCAGCUCCUUCCAAAGACCUACAUCUUAACCUGUGAGCAUGAUGUCUUAAGAGAUGAUGGCACCAUGUAUGCCAAACGCUUGGAGGAAGCUGGUGUUGAUGUUACCCACGACCACUAUGAAGAUGGCUUCCAUGGAUGUAUGCUGUUUGCCUCAUGGCCCACUUAUUUUUCAGUUGGAGCAAGGACAAGAGAUGGAUAUGUAAAGUGGCUUGCUGAGAAUCUGUAGAUUAUUGCAAAAUAGGGGUUUAUCACACAGGCUACUAACUUCAUGCAAAAUAUGAGGCAUCAGUGCAUAUGUUUUUGUCUUCCCAAUAUGAUUGUAUAUCUGUGUGGAUUUGCCAGUCCAAGGCUGGAAACAGUAUAUGUGAAUUCUCAUUUGGUCACACUGGUUCUAAAUAACAGCAGCCAAUAAAAGGCUGCCUCACCCACGGUAGUGCUUCUGCUCCAUUAAAUAGUGCAAUAUACAAUUUCUUGUUUUUACAGACACAAAUCACACAAAAACGUUUAAUUAUAAUUCCUUAUCUUUGCAUAAACCAAUAGUGUCUGGUUUUAAGGAUAAAUGUAUUUCAUUGCAUAUCAGAUGGACAGUGUUGCUUUCUAGAAUUCUGGGGCUUUAUGGUUUAUUGUUUGUGUUUUCUAUUUUUUAAAAUUGAGUGAAACUGUUUUUAAGUUGUAAAAUAUAGAAGCUACUUUGCUCUAACCUCCCUUUAUACACUACUGUCUCACAGUAGAAGGAAAUUAAGCUGGAUAAUUAAUAGGUUACCCAAUGCAGAUCCACCAUCCUGAUUUAUUUGUGUCACUAGGUUAGAAUCAGAUAAUUGUCUGCCUAAGCAGACAUAUAGGGCGUGGGUAGGGUUCUAAUGCUAAACCAAAGAGUCAUUCUUUGGCUUCUGAUGUAAGAGUUGUGCAAUAGUCUUUCCCUUUUGUUAGCUGAUAUGUCUCAUUUAUAGUUAAUAGGGGUUCUGAGAUACUCUUACGGAAUAUUAAGGAGACUAUUUUCCAUCAAUAUUUAGAGGAGACAUUUGGCUCCUACCUCAGACAGGAGUGCUACUUUAGCACCAGAUGCAUUUACUGCAAAGUUGCCUUUAGCUGAGCCUCCCCACAUUUGCAAAGGUGAUGUAACCAGUGGCUGCCAUGUCUGGACUUUGGUUAACUUUUGGAUUGCAGCACCUUGAGUAGGAGUUGAACUUAGUCUCCAUUUCUAUCUCUAAUGCAUAUGUUGCUAUGUGCAGGAUUGAGUCAUUUCUAUGGCAGAUACCUAGGAUCAACAGGGCAGCAGGAAAGUACAAUCCCUUGUAUAUAUGUGUUAUCAAGAAUCAGCUUUAUAGCUACAGAAGCCAAUAGUUUAAACUGUAGUAGGAAGAUUGGCUGCUCUGUGAAAGGAGAGUAGUAUUCUAACAUGUCAGUUUUAUUUCCAAACAUGUAAUGUUUUAGGACAUUUGCCAACAAUAUCACCCUGCACAAUCUUCCACUCCCCAAAGACACAUGUACUUUUGCAUUGACAAUCAGAAUUAAUUGCAGCAUUCCCUUAAGAAUGAAGCUGCUACUACUACUGCUGCUACUACUACUACUACUCACAGAGCUUGUUUGUGUAGGUGUCUCAUUUGGAGUGUAUCAGAGGUUCAUGUUACUUCACUAUGAUGAAAUUAGCGUUUGUGUUACGAGCAGCUUUACUUACCUUUUUGUUUCAUUUGUGCAGUAUUUGUUAGUGCUUCUACUACUGAUUUUGCAUCACAUUUCCAAUGAUAAUAGCUUUGUCUCAGAGACAUAAUGGCAGGAUUAGUGUCAGUUUUCUUCCUGUAAUAAUAGUGCAGAUGUCCCCACAUGCCCUCACAUUUUCAGAUAAUAGCUCAUCGGGCAACAUGAGCUUAGUAAAUACUAUCAUCUCAUGUGAGAAGCAGUUUAUAACAAUUCCUUUUGUUUCGUCACCGCACUUUAUAGUGUGACA
Xenopus tropicalis (tropical clawed frog) is the source of this 3152-nucleotide messenger RNA. RefSeq names its product neutral cholesterol ester hydrolase 1 (gene nceh1). Gene Ontology annotation, molecular function: hydrolase activity; carboxylic ester hydrolase activity; acetylalkylglycerol acetylhydrolase activity. The record is from RefSeq and is a predicted model, not a curated record. Gene Ontology annotation, cellular component: membrane; plasma membrane. The coding region runs from base 201 to 1430 and encodes 409 amino acids. The transcript is spliced from 6 exons. Lineage: Eukaryota; Metazoa; Chordata; Amphibia; Anura; Pipidae.